AUGGCAGUAUUUGCCUUCAAUACGACAAACACGGCAGCUUGUGGCUUUAGUUACGAAUCUGAAGACACCCUAUUAACCUUUUUUGGUAUAUAUGUGACUCCGAUAGUUUACUCUCUAUUCAACAGCGCUUCUAAAUACCCUCUAUUUCCAGAUGACUCCGUAAAUAUCAGUGUUGAUGAAUUUCUCCAUUCAGACCUUGGAUUGUCAACGACCAUUGACCUUUGGGACGUUGUCCUCAUGUUUUCGCAUUUGAUAAAAUGCAAAAAGGAUCUUCUCUCUGGCUUGGUUAGCCGUAAUUUUGUUGUGACUUUCCUGAUAAUGAGUUUGGUAAAUAUCUUUCUGCUUGGAUUGACGUUUCCGACUGCAGAAGGGGAUGCGCAACAAUUUUUUGAUAUCAGUACAAACUUUAUGAGGAAUAGGGGAAACCAUAUAAGAAAUCCCAGCAAGAGUGAAACUGUGAAAAGUGAUGACUAUAAAGUAACUUCAAAGAUUGGUGCCCCUUCUAGUUUUGAUGUAGAUAAAAGGGGUAAUGUUGGUCCAUCUGGAAAUGUUGACAUGAACCCAUUCCGUUCUUCACUUGAUAUGUUUACAAUUGCAAAGUAUGCGUUUGUUAUUGGGUUCUUUUUAAUAGAUUUGCCAUAUUUGUGUUACCGGAUUUACCUUUUAUCUCAUUCUAAUGGUUUUUCACUUUUGCUCUACAAAAAUGUUUUAUUCCUCUUUCUACGACCAUAUAGAUUAAACAUGAACCAGUUGGCUGAAAGAGAUACUGCAAAAGGAUGGCAAACAGCGUUUUUUGAGGCUGAAUCUACAAAUUUGAAAAUGGAUGCGGAGAUAUCUGCAGAUGUAAACGAAGGGGAAUAUUUGAAAAAGUUUACGCGCAGAUAUACGAUGAAACAAAGGCAAAGCAUGCGCAGAUCAAGUACAUUUUCUGGUCGUAUGUCAUCUAUAAACGGUUUGAUCCAUUCGAAUCAGGUUGAUUCUAAAGAUGACGGACCUCGUCACAGCCAAUUAGAUAAAGUGGAAGAUUCUCAUAUCCAUCCACUUGAUAGAAUGGCAUCGGCUGACCAAAGAUCAUCUGCACAAAAGCAUUCUAUUUUCCAAAAUACACCAUUCCUACGUUCAUAUACACAUUCCAAUUUUCUUGGAAAUAUUACUGAGGACCACAAAUUUGCUAGAAGCGGUGAAACUGGUGUAGGCACAUCUGGACCAAUGGACGCUGCGAUAAACGGUGCUUUUAGAGCAGAAUCAGCAGAUAGACUAACUCCAUUGUCAUCCGCGCGGGAUAUAUACUCACACGAUACUGAUAGUGAGGAUGAGGAAUUUGAUAACUGCAACUCGGAGGAUGCUCUGGGAUCUAUUGACAUGUGUAAGACUUUCAUCCUAAAGAUCUUGAGAAAAAACCAAAAGCUCCCAGUAAAAAGCUUUCCAAUAGCUUUAGUUGUGGAGUAUUGCAAAAAGUUUUGGCAAAAGGCAGGGAAUUCCACGAAAAGAUACGGAAUAUCAAGUAUGGAAAAUGUACAUGCAUCUGGAUACACAAAAACGAUCUUGUACAGAUACUACAGCUCCAUUUUUUUCACCAUAUUCCCAAGGAUAUUCAUAGUCGUUUUAAUUUUUUCGUACACUGGUGACAUACGACCUCCUAGACUACUCAUUGGAGACAAACUUGAAAACGCACAUUUUGUGGAAAUGCUUCCAUAUUACGCAAUGAUGAUCUCUAGCUUCAUGAUACCAUUCUCAUUCUAUUCUACUUGUGGGAUUCUGGACCUUGUGUUCUUAUUUAUACGGGAAACAUUUAACCUCUUGUCCCUAAUUACUUGUGUUUGCGCAUUCAAGAGCAGUCUCCCAAAGGGCUAUGAGGUUAUACACGGCUUUACAUCCAUUAUCUUUUUGGUCUAUCCAAUAGUUAUCAUGUUAGACCUAUACUGGUCAGUGUACAGAUACAAGGAUGAGAGACGAUCUGAGGAACCCACAGAAGAAUGGCCAACGGAAAAAACGAGGGUGUUUCUCUAUCGUCUAGAAUUCUUUAUUUGCAAGUACUCUAUUUCUCCCAUUGCUAUAAAUUUUAAGUUGCUAAGUACCGACUUGAUGGAGUGUAUAAUCACAAUGGACAUUCUCAUUCACUCACAGUGGUCGUACCUAAUAUACACUUGUAUUUUUAGACUUCUUUGUUGUUCAAUUACAAGCUCCAAGGUCUCAAUCACAAUUGUACUAAUAGACCUACUUUUGGGGCUCACAUACACAACCUUAUCGCAAUCACUGCGAGCCCUGAUUCUCAGAGGGCAAGAAAUCGCUCACAUUAUCGCUACAUCCCAGGAUAAAACUAAUAAUGGUAAUGUCAGUCUGGGAGAAGUUGACAAGUAUAUCAAGGUGCAAGGACUCUUGUCAUCGCCGGGGAUUAUUGUCCCCGCAUUUUUGUAA
Theileria equi strain WA is the source of this 2418-nucleotide messenger RNA. RefSeq lists its product as hypothetical. The transcript is spliced from 2 exons. The record is from RefSeq and is a predicted model, not a curated record. The coding region runs from base 1 to 2418 and encodes 805 amino acids. Lineage: Eukaryota; Apicomplexa; Aconoidasida; Piroplasmida; Theileriidae.